This is a messenger RNA of Erinaceus europaeus (western European hedgehog), 2818 nucleotides long. RefSeq names its product ribosomal protein S6 kinase like 1 (gene RPS6KL1). Gene Ontology annotation, molecular function: ATP binding; protein kinase activity. The transcript is spliced from 9 exons. Lineage: Eukaryota; Metazoa; Chordata; Mammalia; Eulipotyphla; Erinaceidae. The record is from RefSeq and is a predicted model, not a curated record. Gene Ontology annotation, biological process: protein phosphorylation. The coding region runs from base 989 to 2035 and encodes 348 amino acids.
CGCAGGGACGUGGGGCCUCCCUCCUUCCCGGGGCGUUCAGGCCUCUCCCCAGGGCCCGAGGGCGUAGGGCCGGGUGUAGGCUUGGGCCGUAGGGCCUUCCGGGUGCCGAGGGGCGGCAGGUCCCCGGGGAUGGAGCAGCCCCCUCCUCAGCUCUUGCCAAACACCCAUGACUCCAACCAGGGGCUUCACAGCUACAGGCCGGCUCUCAGACCCAGACAGACAGACCCACACCCAGGCCUCCCUCAGUGCCACGGGGGCUAGGGAUUCGAACCUGGGUCAUAGGCAAGGCAAAGCAGGUGCCUUCCCGGCUGAGCUAUCUCCCCAGCCCAUGGGCCGGAAGACCUGACUUCGUGGAUCUGGCUGCUGGUUUCUGGCUGGGGGCUGAAGGUCCCCCGUUCUCAUCACUUAUUUCAAGACCUAAGCAAACACGUGGAGGCAGGGAAGCCACCAGUUGGGGGGGGCUGUACUGUACCCCAAAGGAGCCUUGAGGUCCACGUGGGUGCAGGAUGUGUGGGCAGGGGGAGAAGGUGCAGGUUAAAUGUGCCGGGAGACUAGGCCCACUGUAUCAAAGCUAAAAAUAAAGAAAUAAAAAUAAAUAAAUAAAGACUUGGGGGCUGGGUGGUGGCGCACCAAGUUGAGCGCUCACAUUACAGUGUGCAACGACCCAGGUUCGGGCCCCUGGUCCCCACCUGCAGGGGGAAGCUUCACAGGCGGUGGAGGAGAACCGGAAGGGGAAAGAUGGGGCGUCCUGUGAGCCUUGGGGUCGGGGUCCCCCCACCCACUGUGAGGGCAGCUCAGCUCGGGGUCACAGCUGUCCAGCCCCGGCCGGUUAGGUGCUGGGGAAAUCCUGGCUGCAGUGAACCUGAAUCAGCAGAGCCCCGAUAUUCUGCUAGUGCCCCCUCCCCGAGGAGCCCUGAGUCCCCGCGCUCGGGGUGGGGGGUGCGGGGUGCAGGGGGUCCCCCUCACUCGGUGUCCGCCGACCGCAGCCAUGAGCCUGGUGGCCUGGCAGAGCGCCCCCCGCCCCGGCCCGGGCCCGGAGCCUGAGCCCUGCUGGCGGGUGCGGCCCCAGGCCCGCCGCUACCUGGAGCAGCUCCGCGCCCGCCUGGCGCCCGGCCCCGCAGGCCCCGCAGGCCCCGCCCCGGCCGACUACCUGGUGGAGGCGGCCGCCCACCUGCGCCUGGCGCUGGAACGCGACGCGGGCGAGGACUACGAGGCCGCCUUUAACCACUACCAGAACAGCGUGGACGUGCUGCUGCGCGGCGUGCACGUUGACCCCAACAAGGAGCGGUGUGAAGCCGUCAAGCUGAAAAUAUCCAAGUACCUGCGGCGGGCUGAGGAGAUCUUCACCUACCACCUGGACGAGGGCUCCGGCACAGGCCUCAGCAGCCUACGGCUCCGGCCCAUCCGCACACUGAGCUCGGCCCUGGAGCAGCUGAGGAGCUGCCGAGUGAUCGGGGUCCUUGGGAAGGUGCAGCUGGUCCGGGACCCAGACAGCGGAGGGACCUUCGUGGUGAAGAGCCUCCCGCGGAGCCCUGAGGCCAGCCGAGAGCGCCUGACCAUCAUCCCCCGCGGUGUCCCCUACAUGACCAAGCUGCUGCGCUACUUCGUGAGUGAGGACUCCAUCUUCCUGCACCUGGAGCACGUGCCAGGCCAGCUCCGGCUCACCUUCUUCAGCCAGUGGGCAGAGGUGGAACCGCAGUGCUGCCGGGAGGCUGCCGACAAGCUCUACUGUGCCCCAGAGGUUGGCGGCAUCACGGAGCUGACGGAGGCCUGUGACUGGUGGAGCUUUGGGUCUCUGCUGUAUGAGCUGCUGACCGGAACGGCCCUGGCCCAGAGCCACCCCUCGGGGAUCCAGCCCCACACCCAGCUCCAGCUGCCCAACUGGCUCAGCGGGCCCGCGGCCUCCCUGCUGACUGAGCUGCUGCAGUUUGACCCUGCCCGGCGCCUGGGCGUGGAGAGCCUGCGGUCACAUCCCUUCUUCAGCAGCGUCCAGUGGAGUCAGCUGCUGCAAGCGGGGGGCUCUCCUGGGAGCUGAGGACCCCAGGCAACAGACGCCGGCCUCCGGGCACCCUGAAGGGCCUGGGCCACAGGAGGGACUGAGCGCCGCCUACCUGCCUGCCCUCCUCUCCUCCGGCCUGGCGCCCUGGGCAGUUCAGCUCUCGGCCUGGUCACUCAGCUCGGGGUGCCUGCCCCGGGGCCCACAGCUCUUCCAUGAGGGGCCGGGUGGGCGGGGACAGGCGAGAUGUCUGUGGUGGCCUAGGGUGAGGGAGGGGACACUUCCCUUGUGACCCUGGUCCCAACAGUGUGACUUCAGAUGGUGGAGAACAAAUGGAGAGGAAAUGAAAAUGCGGUGGGGUGGGGAUGCAGGGCUCUGAUGCCGACAGAAUGAGGCGCCCACGGGGGGGAAGGGGGCUGAGAGCACAGUCCAAGCUGAAGACCCUAAGGUGUAUGUACCCUAACCCACCCACCGGCCGUUUGCGCUGUCCUGAAAAGCCACCUAACUCACUGCCCGUGUGCCCCCAUCUGGGGUGAGAGGCCACUAAUGGGGGUGACUGCUCCUUUUUUAGCCAGAGUGAGACGUUGCUGGUCCCUGAAGAGCUGGGGGCAAGCUGUCCAUGGCCUGGGGACCGCCCUGUCCCCCACGUGCUGGGUGUAGCUGGAGCCCCGGACUGGCCCCCAUUCCUUCCUGUCCAGGUGCACCACUAGAUGGCAGUGUGACCCCGCUUCACAGGACACAGGAUUGACCCUGGCGGGUCCUGCCUUGUGCUGGGGCUCACCCAGAGAGCCACCCCAAUAAACCCUACUGCUGCCUACGGUA